This is a messenger RNA of Pelodiscus sinensis (Chinese soft-shelled turtle), 1537 nucleotides long. It is a transcript of the gene MAPK13, whose product is annotated as mitogen-activated protein kinase 13. Gene Ontology annotation, molecular function: ATP binding; MAP kinase activity. Gene Ontology annotation, biological process: protein phosphorylation; MAPK cascade. The record is from RefSeq and is a predicted model, not a curated record. NCBI's taxonomy places the organism in Eukaryota, Metazoa, Chordata, Testudines, Trionychidae.
GGGAGGAAGAGGGAGGAAGGACAUGUUCCUUCGUGUACACAGCUAAUGAAGAGAGAGAGAGAAACUGUCCAGGACUUACUUCCGUAGCUGAAGAAAGGAAAAAGGGGAGUCUUUUCAGCACUUUCCCCUUAAGUCUCGUCCUACCCUUGUGCUCUGGAGGAGUCAAUCCAGAGCCAAGAGAAAAUGAGCUUAACCUGGCGCAAAGGUUUUUACAGGCAAGACGUAAACAAAACCGUCUGGGAGCUGCCCAGAAGAUAUACUUCCCUCCAUCCAGUGGGAUCUGGGGCGUAUGGCUCUGUCUGUUCGGCCAUAGAUAAGAAGACAGGGGAGAAAGUGGCCAUCAAGAAGCUGUGCCGACCAUUCCAGUCAGAGAUCUUUGCCAAGAGAUCGUACAGGGAGCUGAUGCUGCUGAAGCACAUGCAACAUGAGAAUGUCAUUGGCUUGCUAGAUGUCUUCACCUCGGCCACCUCCUUCUCCGCAUUCCAGGACUUCUACCUGGUGAUGCCAUACAUGCGGACAGAUUUACAAAAGAUCAUGGGGCAUGAGUUCAGUGAUGAAAAGAUCCAGUACCUCGUCUACCAAAUGCUGAAAGGGUUAAAGUACAUUCAUUCUGCUGGAAUCAUUCACCGGGACCUGAAGCCAGGCAAUCUGGCUGUGAAUGAAGACUGCGAACUAAAGAUCCUGGACUUUGGCUUGGCGAGACAAACGGACGCUGAGAUGACUGGCUAUGUUGUGACGCGCUGGUACAGAGCCCCAGAAGUCAUUCUGAACUGGAUGCAUUACAACCAAACUGUGGACAUCUGGUCUGUUGGCUGCAUCAUGGCAGAAAUGCUGACUGGGAAAACCUUGUUUAAAGGAAAGGACUAUCUAGAUCAGCUGACCCAGAUCUUGAAAAUAACCGGACUCCCAGGAGAGGAGUUUGUGCAGAAACUGGAGGACAAAGCGGCUAAGAAGUAUAUCCAGUCCCUUCCCAAGAUUCCCAAAAUGGAUUUAUCUGUGCUUUUCCCCAAAGCCAACCCUCUGGCUGUGGACUUGCUCGACAAGAUGCUGCAGCUGGACGUGGAAAAGCGUCUCACAGCCACAGACGCUCUGGCCCACCCAUACUUCGACCAAUUCCGAGACAUUGAGGAAGAAACUGAGGCCCAGCAGUCCUAUGACGAUUCCUUGGAUCAUGAGAAGCUUUCCAUAGAUGAGUGGAGACGGCACACUUACAAUGAGAUUCAGGCCUUCAGUCCGAUUGUCCGGAAGGACUCCAAGAGGCGCAGCGGUAUGUCAUUGUAGUGGCUGGGCUGGCCAAGGUAGGGGCUCACUCCCCAUGCUGCAUCACAAAAGAGGAUGCCUCGCAGGAUUCAGACCACACCAAGACUAGAGAUUGAUCAACGCGGGUGUGUGGAACUCCUGUGGGUGUGAGAGGAACACAAGGAUGGAUACACAAGGGGGUUGGACUUUGUCCUGUGUGAGGAAACGGCACUAGAAACCGCUAUCAGUGCCAAAGAUGAAUGUAUUUCUCAUUAAAGCCCCGAGUGGUAGACUUUUA